GAAAACAUCCCCACUCAAAAAAAGAGCAAAGAAACAUGGACGAACAUUGCAUGCCAAAAUCUGCACAAAUAGAAUUCAAUUGCCACUAGAACCCGAGAUUUGGAAUUUGAGUUGUUUUCUUGUACAACCGUACUCGCUAGUCUCAUCAAUUCUAUGUUAUUUUCAUGCAGAUGAUUGAUUACAAUGUACCAGGAGGUGAGGAAACACCGAUCUCAUUCAGCUCCAGGAACCUGUUUUCGGUUACGAAAUUUGGGAAUUAUUCAAAGCAAAAGCUGCUGGUUCUAUCCGUCCAUAAAUGAAACCUAAUAUUGCUAAGUUUUCAUGAAACACCUUUAUUUUUUUGAAUUCGUAUAGAUUAUGUUAAGAUGCUGACCUUUUUAUUUUCCUCCAAAGGGAAACUGAAUCGAGGUCUAUCAGUGAUUGAUAGUUACUUGCUGUUGAAACAAGGAAGUGAGGUUACUGAAGAUGAAUUUUUCCUUGCUUGCGUCCUUGGUUGGUGUGUUGAGUGGUUUCAAGCAUGUGCACUGCUGCUUGAUGAUAUCAUGGAUGGUUCACACACCAGGAGAGAUCAGAUAUGCUGGUACCGACGACCCGAGGUUGGUCUUCGAGGUAUAAAUGAUGGUAUUCUACUUAAAUGCCACAUUGCACGUUUGAUCAAAAGAUACUUUAGAGAAAAAACUUACUACAUUGAUAUCUCUGAAUUAUGGAACGAGAUAGCUCUGCAGACAUCUCUAGGACAGAUGCUUGAUCUUAUUAGCUCACAUAAUGGCGCAGAUGAACUUGCAAAAUACAAUAUAGAAGGAUACCGUCGUAUUGUCAAGUACAAGACAUCUUACUACUCAUUUUACCUCCCUGUUGCUUGUGCAUUGCUGUUAUCUGGUACAAAAUUGGAAAACUUCAGUGAGCUAAGGGAUAUACUUAUUGAAAUGGGUGUAUAUUUUCAAGCACAGGAUGACUACUUGGAUUGCUUUGCGGAUCCUAAUACCAUAGGCAAGAUUGGGACUGACAUUGAGGAUCACAAGUGUUCCUGGUUGAUUGUACAAGCUCUGGGCCAUGCCAAUAUUAACCAGAUAGAAGUAUUGCUUAAAAUUUAUGGGAAGAAGGAUUCAGCCUCGGUUUCAAAAGUGAAAAAUACUUACUCGACUCUUGAUUUGAAGGACAUGUUCUCCGAGUUUGAAGAUCGAGCUUAAAAGCACUUGGUCACAUCAAUCGAAGCUCAGCAUGACCUCGCGGUGCAGGAGAUCUUGAAAUCGUUUCUGAAGAAAAUCCACCGAAGGAAAAAGUAAAAGAGUGAAAUCUGACUCGUGCGGACAACAGGACAGCUGCUUGCGUCAGGAGGACAUCUGCUGCAGCCCUAUCCUUCAGAACAUUCAGAAAUCUGAAGAAAAAGUUGAUGAAGACGACGAGGCUUGGGUUCCCAAUGAUUUGUGCCCUUAGUUACAUUUCUAUCUUCUUAUCGGUCAGUUCCAAAUGGUUGGUAUUUCUGUAUGUUUGCUACACAGCUAGCUAAUAGCUAGUACAUGCAUUCAUGCUUGUUUCAUGUGAACUGUGUCGAAUGCUAGUGCAUGUUUUCCUGCGUGAAUCAAGGGAACCAAGUCGCCGCAAAUGGAUGGGUUUUCUGGCUCUU
Panicum virgatum (switchgrass) is the source of this 1627-nucleotide messenger RNA. Its product is annotated as farnesyl pyrophosphate synthase 1, mitochondrial-like. The transcript has 10 exons. The coding region runs from base 366 to 1190 and encodes 274 amino acids. Gene Ontology annotation, molecular function: (2E,6E)-farnesyl diphosphate synthase activity; dimethylallyltranstransferase activity. Gene Ontology annotation, cellular component: cytoplasm. NCBI's taxonomy places the organism in Eukaryota, Viridiplantae, Streptophyta, Magnoliopsida, Poales, Poaceae. The record is from RefSeq and is a predicted model, not a curated record. Gene Ontology annotation, biological process: trans, trans-farnesyl diphosphate biosynthetic process.